UAUAAAUGUAUUCGUGCAAAGAAAAACCCUGUUAUGGAAUUUACAAACCUAACAUCCUUUAUAUACAUAAAUUUUACCAGGUAUUUUUUUACUCGUGAACUUAGUACUAGAGUACUUUUUGUCAUUUGUUUUUAGUAAAAUCAAUAAUAAUUUUUGAAAUAAAGUAGUGAAUGAAUUAUACUAAAUGUCUGAAGAUAAGAAAAAAGCUCUUUUUGUUUGUCUUGGGAACAGCUGUCGAUCACCGAUAGCAGAAGCUGUGUUCCAGAACACUGUGAAUAAGAUGGCUAUAGGACAUCUCUGGGAGGUAGACAGUGCUGGGCUAGCGGACUGGAACGUUGGUUACUCCCCCACUGAUAGAGCAUUGAACACAAUGAGAAAACAUGGACUACGCUAUAAUAAUGUUGGAAGACAGAUAAAUAAUGACGACUUUAACAACUUUGAUUUUAUAUUUGGAAUGGAUGAAAUGAAUAUAAGAGAUCUAAAAAGCUUAGCACCUGAAAAUUGUAAGGCUAAAGUGUUACUGCUUGGGGACUAUGAUCCGGAAGGUGAGAGAAUUAUAAGGGAUCCUUAUUUUGAUAACCACGACAGAGGCUUUGAGAAGUGCUAUGAACAGGCCGUCAGGUGUUCGAAAGGAUUCUUAGAGCAACUAGAGAAAGGAAAUGUCAAAUAGAUUAUUCAUUUGUUAUUGUGAUUUGAAUUUCGAACAAUAAAUGAAUAUAAAU
This is a messenger RNA of Vanessa atalanta (red admiral), 722 nucleotides long. RefSeq names its product low molecular weight phosphotyrosine protein phosphatase-like. Gene Ontology annotation, molecular function: non-membrane spanning protein tyrosine phosphatase activity; acid phosphatase activity. NCBI's taxonomy places the organism in Eukaryota, Metazoa, Arthropoda, Insecta, Lepidoptera, Nymphalidae. Gene Ontology annotation, biological process: protein dephosphorylation. Gene Ontology annotation, cellular component: cytoplasm. The record is from RefSeq and is a predicted model, not a curated record. Bases 185 to 670 code for a protein of 161 amino acids. The transcript has 5 exons.